CAAGCUACCGGUGGCAAGCCAGCAGUACAUUCCUGAGAGUUUUUCAAGCUUAUGAUGUCCUAUAGAGGAGGGCGCAGAAAAUAUGCCCUUCCUCAAAAUGCAACUACCUAUCUGGAGUUCAUACUACGGGAAAAGUAGCGGUUUGCUUAUUGCAUUCUUCUGAAAAAACUCUGUAGCUCCUCCACAAUGCUAUAAAUGAGAGAGAAGAAAGGAAACAUAAAUCAAAGAUAUUUAAACGACCUGGAUACAGGCCUCACUGGAAGAAUCUAAAAUGCUUCUGUGGUCACAAGAACAAUUUUCACCCCAUGUUUUUGGACUGCAUAACACAUCAUCAAAAGCACUAGACAUCAGGAAAAAAACAGCAAUCUCCAAAGGGGUAGUUGGCUGGUGACCAGGUCUACAAAGGGGGAAAUAUUUUUACUACUCUAAGGAAGCUAGUACUUGUGAUUCAAGAAAAGGUGUUGAAAAAAACUCAGAUUUGGAAAGCUGAAUGGGAUAAACAUGAAGAGUUUGAAAGCAAAGUUCAGAAAGAGUGAUACCAACGAGUGGAAUAAGAACGAUGACCGGCUGCUGCAAGCUGUGGAGAAUGGAGAUCCAGAGAAAGUGGCUUCGCUUCUGGGCAAAAAGGGAGCCAAUGCCACCAAACAGGAUAGCGAGGGCAAAACUGCUUUUCACCUGGCUGCUGCUAAAGGACAUGCUGAGUGCCUCAGAAUUAUGACGACACAUGGUGUGGAUGUUACGGCACAGGAUGGUACAGGGCACACUGCUUUACAUCUUGCAGCAAAGAACAGCCACCUUGAUUGCAUCAAGAGGCUUCUCCAGUCUAAAUGCCCAGCAGACAGCACUGACAACUCUGGGAAAACAGCUUUACAUUAUGCGGCUUCAUGUGGUUGCCUUCAAGUAGUUCAACUUUUGUGUGAGCACAAAUGCCCAAUUAAUGUCAAAGAUUUGGAUGGGAACAUACCCCUGCUGCUCGCAGUACAAAAUGGCCAUGCUGAGAUAUGUAAACAUCUUCUGGAUCAUGGAGCGGACAUCAAUUCCAGGGACAAAAAUGGAAGAACUGCUUUGAUGCUGGCUUGUGAAGCUGGAGGCCUUAACAUUGUGGAAACCUUGAUUAGAAAGGGUGCUGACUUCAGCCUUGUAGAUGCCCUUGGACAUGAUGCCCUACAUUACUCAAAGCUCUCUGAGAACGCCGGGAUUCAGAGCCUCCUCCUGUCGAAGAUCUCUCCAGAUGCCGAUAUGAAGUCACCAACAAAGCCAAAGCAGCAUGACCAAGUCUCUAAAUUAAGUUCAGAAGGAAGUGGAACUCCAAAAAAACGCAAAGCCCCACCUCCUCCUAUCAGUCCUAUCCAGUUUAGUGAUUUGUCCUCUCCACGUUCAGCAACCUCAACUCCAAUUGCUGGAAAAGGACAGGCGUUCUUCACCGAACAAGUAUGCAAGGAAGAGAUCAGCUCCAUUCAGCGAGAUAACAAGGAUAGACUGAGUGAUAGCACUACAGGUGCUGAUAGCUUACUGGAUAUAAGUUCUGAAACUGACCAGCAAGAUCUGCUAGUAUUGUUGCAAGCAAAAAUUGCUUCUCUAACACUACACAAUAAGGAGUUACAAGACAAAUUACAGGAAAAAGCACCCAGAGAAACAGAAAUGGAUUCCACCCUAGAUUCCUAUCAUUCCACCCAAACAGAGUUUGAUCAGUCAGUGGACAAACAAAGUCAAACCUCAGCUCAGGAGCUAAAAUCAUCCUCAUUAAAUGCAACACAAACUCAAGAGAAAUCAACAAACAAUGAGGUAAAAAUUAAGCAUCUACAAGAAGAUUUAAAGGAUGUACAGAGGAAAUUAGAUAAUUCUGAAGCAAAAAGAAAGUACUUAGAGACCCAACUUCAGUCUAGAAUCCCAGAAACCAUUCAUUUAAACAGUGCAGAUAUUUCAGAAAACAGCUCUGAUCUUAGCCAGAAACUUAAAGAAACCCAAUGCCGGUAUGAAGAAGCUAUGAAAGAGGUCUUGAAUGUACAAAAGCAGAUGAAAUUGGGUCUUGUUGCUUCUGAAAACAAAGAUACUUAUGCGGAUGUCCAUGAACUGAGGGUUACAUGUGAGGAAAUUGAAGUGCUAAAGCAAGAACUCAAGAAAGCUUUAGAGGAAAGUGAAAGGCAUAAAGAGAAAGUGAGAGAGCUACAGGAAAAACUUGAAGAAAGAGAGCAGAAUGUUGCUAGCAGAAUGUCCGUGGAAGAAUGUGAGGAAAUGAAAAAUUCUUAUUGUUUAAUAAUUGAGAACAUUAACCAAGAGAAAGCUUUGUUGAUUGAGAGAUACAAAGAAGGGCAAGAAGAAAUCAAAAGACUACAAGACAAGUUAAAUCAGUUGCAGUUGGAAUCCAGUGAGGAACCUCGGGAGAUGAAAGAAGCAAGGAAUAGAAUGAUAGAUGACCUACACAGAGAAGUUAGUGAGCUGUCUCGGUUGUACAAAGAAGCACAAACAGAGCUUGAAGAUUACAGGAAGAGGAAAGCAUUAGAGGAUGUAGCUUUGGAAUACAUUCCUAGAGAUGAGCAUGAGAAACUGAUGCGGGUAACAAAUUCAUUGAAAGAUAAAGCUGAAGAUGCAUUAUCUGACAUGAAGUCCCAGUACACACAGGUAUUAAAUGAAGCAGCACAGCUCAAGCAACUGAUAGAUACUCAGAAACAAAACUCUGUACCAGUUGCUGAGCAUCUUGAGGUGGUAACUGCUCUGAGGUGUACGGCAAAGGAAAUGGAGGAAGAAAUAAAUGAACUUAGGGAAGAGCUUAUUAACAAGGAAACUGAGAUAAGAAGUCUGCAGAAGGAAUUGUUGGAGGAAAAAGCUGCAAUUAAUGAAGCAAUGGUGCCCAGAGCUUCAUAUGAAAAGCUCCAGUCAUCGUUAGAAGGCGAAGUUAAUAUUUUGUCAUCCAAACUAAAGGAUUUAAUGAAAGAGAAAGAGAAUGUGUCCUUACAUGCUGCACAAUUGAGAAAUGAAGUUUUGCAAUUAAAAGGGGAAAAAGAAGGUGCUCAAACUCUCCUUGAGGCCAAGGAGCAGGAAAUAAAUGGACUUUACCGUAAGUACCAUCAAGCUCAAGAAGAUCUUCUUGACAUGAAAAGAUGUGCAGAAAGCUCGUCAAAGCUGGAAGAAGAUAAAGAUAAAAAGAUCAAUGAGAUGUCCAAGGAGGUUAGCAAGUUAAAAGAAGCAUUGAACAGCCUUUCUCAGCUUUCCUACUCAACCAGUGCACCCAAAAGACAAAGCCAACAACUGGAGGCAUUACAGCAACAAGUGAAACAGUUACAAAAUCAGUUGGCUGAAACAAAGAAACAGCACCAGGAGAUUGUAUCAGUUUACAGGAUGCAUCUUCUCUAUGCUGUGCAGGGUCAAAUGGAUGAAGAUGUCCAGAAAGUGCUUAAACAGAUUUUAACAAUGUGCAAAAGCCAAUCACAGAAAAAGUGAAACAAACUGUUUGUACUGAAUCCUGUCGUGCUGCCAUGGUGUUUAGCUAGGCUCACCUUAACACAAGAUUUUAAAUUGCCUACCUGCUGCUUUUUUUAGUGAGCUGGAUUUGUCUCUGCCAACCUUCCUGUUCAAUCUAUGUACUAUGACCUAACGCAUCUGCACAUCUUCUCCCUUCCCACAAAGUUUUCAGAGUACUGUUUUCAUAUACAAAAUGUAAGUAUUUUUCAGAG
This is a messenger RNA of Mauremys reevesii (Reeves's turtle), 3674 nucleotides long. It is a transcript of the gene RAI14, whose product is annotated as retinoic acid induced 14. Lineage: Eukaryota; Metazoa; Chordata; Testudines; Geoemydidae. Gene Ontology annotation, molecular function: actin binding. The coding region runs from base 502 to 3441 and encodes 979 amino acids. The record is from RefSeq and is a predicted model, not a curated record. The transcript has 20 exons.